Messenger RNA from Rotaria sordida, 423 nucleotides. The record is from the annotation of a GenBank genome assembly. Lineage: Eukaryota; Metazoa; Rotifera; Eurotatoria; Philodinida; Philodinidae.
AUGCGUAUAGCAGGACGAAUUUUGAUACUUGCUGGCCUUAUUAUUACAGUGGUUUCAGCUCUUUUUUGUAUAAUUGGUUUAUCUACAAAAGGAUGGCGUGGUAGUACUGGUUUGUUCGACAAUGGAAUGUACAAAUCAACAGCUGCUCUUUCUGUUAUUUCAUUUAUUCUUCUGAUUAUAACUAUUAUAGUUCUUGUCUUGCAAAUGUUCGAUAUGUUAACUGGUGUUCUUCGAUUAGUAUCAAUUAUUUUAUUAUUUAUUGCAACUAUUUUUUUAUUAGGAACACUUGCAUCAAUUUUAGAACAAAGUUUAGGUUACUCAUUUGAUCUAAUGGUAGUAGCUCAUUUCUGUUCAUAUGUAGCUUUAGCUAUAAUAGCUUUUUGGCUUGGUCAAUCAAGUGUAGAAUCGAGUUCUACAGGUUAA